This is a messenger RNA of Clavispora lusitaniae ATCC 42720, 513 nucleotides long. The record is from RefSeq and is a predicted model, not a curated record. NCBI's taxonomy places the organism in Eukaryota, Fungi, Ascomycota, Pichiomycetes, Serinales, Metschnikowiaceae.
AUGAAAAAAGUGCAAAAUUCAGGCGAGAGUGCAAAUACAAUAGGCGAGAAAGUAGGGCGAAAGAUGCAAAAAUACAAGUUGGUAUUCAGGCGAAAGAUGCAAAUACAAGGCGUCAAUCCAGGCGAAAGAUGCAAAAAUACAGUUGGUCAUUCAGGCGAGAGGCAAUACAAUCGGGCGAAAGUAGGCAAGUGGGCAGUGAUGGCCGGGAAAAAGAUAAUAAGUUGGUCAGAGGAAAAGACAAAGAAAGAUGCAAAUACAAUGAAGCGGUCAUCAGGCGUAAGAAAGAGAAUUCGGGCGAAAGAUGCAAAAUAUAGGUCGAGAGGUCAGGCGAGAGGAGGAAAAGACAAAGGAUUCGGGCGAACAGAAGGGAAAAAUACAGAGUUGUCAGGCGAUGCAAAUACAAUUACAGGCGCCAAUUCAGGCGAUACAACACCAGGCUUCGCCCGGCGAGACAGUCAAUUACAGGCGGCUUCUUCAGCUCAGACCCAGGCUGCGCCUGAGUCUUCGGCCUGA